Messenger RNA from Ceratotherium simum simum (southern white rhinoceros), 762 nucleotides. RefSeq names its product SFT2 domain containing 2 (gene SFT2D2). NCBI's taxonomy places the organism in Eukaryota, Metazoa, Chordata, Mammalia, Perissodactyla, Rhinocerotidae. Gene Ontology annotation, biological process: vesicle-mediated transport. Gene Ontology annotation, cellular component: membrane. The record is from RefSeq and is a predicted model, not a curated record.
AGCGCCCGGAAGAGCCGUCCGUGCAGCCGGCGCAACAGGCGGCGGAGGGGGCGCGGGCCGGCGCGCAGCAGGCCCGGGAUGGACAAGCUGAAGAAGGUGCUGAGCGGGCAGGACACCGAGGACCGCGGCGGCCUGUCCGAGGUUGUUGAGGCAUCUUCGUUAAGCUGGGAUACCAGAAUAAAAGGCUUCAUUGCCUGUUUUGCUAUAGGAAUUCUCUGCUCGCUGCUGGGUACUUUUCUGCUCUGGGUGCCGAGGAAGGGCCUAUACCUCUUCGCAGUGUUCUAUACUUUUGGUAACAUCGCAUCAAUUGGGAGCACUGUCUUCCUCAUGGGACCGAUGAAACAGCUGAAGCGAAUGUUUGAGCCGACGCGUUUGAUUGCAACUAUCAUGGUGCUGUUGUGUUUUGCACUUACCCUGUGUUCUGCCUUUUGGUGGCAUAAAAAGGGACUUGCUCUCAUCUUCUGCAUUUUGCAGUCUUUGGCCCUGACGUGGUAUAGCCUUUCCUUCAUACCAUUUGCAAGGGACGCUGUGAAGAAGUGUUUUGCUGUGUGUCUUGCAUAACACCCGGCCAGUGUUGGAAAGCUUUGGAAGGCACUGUGGACGGAAGCUGGUGGGCAGUUUUGUAAAUACCUUCUAAACCUGGCUUACAGGCGUGUGCCUUGUAUCUUGCAGCAGUGUGUUGCUUGCAGUCCAAACAUUUGAGAGUUCCUUUUGGAGGCAGCCAAAUGUGUGUAGUAUAGUAUGAGAGGUGGGUUCUGUAUC